AAGUCAGAGAUAUCACAUCGUUGAUUUCCGCUCUCCGAAAACUCCUCUGUGUUUCGGGGCGAUGUGAAUACGCACGUGUAACUAUGUUGAGGUGAUAUUAGUUAGUUGUUAACUGUUUUCACGUGUUUGUUUGUGCAAGUCUAUGCAAUGUCCUAAACAUGAGAGGUGACACAGUGCCGAACAUUCAUGAUGUCGUCUAAAAGUGAGCUAAAAAAGUUGAGCGAAGAGAGCCUAACUCGGCAGCCCGAAGAGGUCUUCGACAUCAUCUGUAAGCUUGGGGAGGGUAGUUAUGGAAGUGUCUACAAAGCACUACACAAGGAGUCUGGCCAGGUACUUGCUAUUAAGCAAGUACCAGUUGACACAGACCUCCAGGAGAUCAUCAAGGAAAUCUCAAUCAUGCAACAGUGUGAUUCGCCAUAUGUUGUCAAGUACUACGGUUCUUACUUCAAGGGAUCUGACCUUUGGAUUGUCAUGGAGUACUGUGGAGGUGGCUCAGUGUCCGACAUUAUGCGACUACGUAAGAAAACGCUCUCGGAGGACGAGAUAGCAACAAUCCUGUCCGACACCUUACGAGGCCUCGAGUACCUACACCAGCGACGCAAGAUUCACAGGGAUAUUAAGGCAGGAAACAUCCUGCUGAACACAGAAGGGCAUGCCAAACUAGCGGACUUUGGAGUUGCUGGACAGCUUACGGACACAAUGGCAAAACGUAACACAGUUAUUGGCACCCCGUUCUGGAUGGCCCCAGAAGUGAUCCAAGAGAUAGGCUAUGACUGUGUGGCAGACAUUUGGAGCCUGGGCAUUACGGCCUUGGAAAUGGCAGAGGGUAAACCUCCCUACGGAGAUAUUCAUCCCAUGAGGGCCAUCUUCAUGAUUCCGACAAAGCCACCACCAUCCUUUAGAGACCCAGACCAUUGGUCUCCGGAGUUCAUAGAUUUUGUGUCCCGUUGCCUCGUGAAAAACCCUGAUGAGCGGGCAACUGCCUCGGAGCUUUUGCAACACAUUUUCAUUAGCAACGCCAAGCCUGUGGCUAUGCUGCAGCAGAUGAUUGUUGAAGCACGCGACAUUCAGGAAAAUGAAGCCUUCCGAAAAGAUAAUCGGAAUAGUUCUGGUGAAUCGUUUCCAGACGACGACGAAGUGGAUGCUGGUACGAUGGUGAAAUUGGACGUCGAUCAGGGGACUCUAGUUCCAGAACGAAGCAAUGGUGCACCUGAAUGUCAAUCGGGAACAGCAGGAAGCGAUGUGGAAUCUAAUCUGGGCACGUUAGUCAUCAACAGCGAUGGGGAAGACGGUGACGAUGACUCUACAAUGAAGAGGCAUGACACUUCGUCGGGGGAAAAGAAAGAGAGCUACCGUCCAUAUUUCCUCGACCACUUUGACAAAAAAGAACGGGAACAGCAGCAGGGUAACAACAGGGUGUCUCCCCACGAGGGCACCCCGCACCCCAACCACUUCCCACCGGACCUGGGCAAGACAAUUGCUUCUCUACAGCCCGUUGACAUGUCCGAUGGAGAUACUGAAGCUUCGCAGGAUCGCAAGUUUGCUCAGCAGCUGCAGCGCCAGCUGAACCAGAUUGGUGCACAGGGUCUGCUCAGUGGACUGAAUUCAGCUCUUCAGCAUAGCCCCUUGGAGACAGCUACACCUCAGCCUCCAAGGUUACAGCAGCAGCGUUCAUUCGUGGACGGUGACUUUGACUUUUUGAAAUAUCUCAGCUACGAAGAGCUCAGCCAGCGUAUGUCCAACCUUGACUCUGAGAUGGAACGAGAGAUUGAGGAGCUGAGGCGACGCUAUCAAGCAAAGAGACAACCCAUCCUUGACGCCAUGGACACCAAAAAGAAGCGUCAACAGAACUUCUGAUGAAACUGUGAGACCCUGUGGGGUGCUUCCUGUUCCCCGUAGUUCACUACUGGAAGGUGUGAGACCGUUCUGUCGCCACGCAGCACUCCAGCUCUCUUGUAGGGGAGCGCAAUGUCUGGAAAGUGAGACAUCGUGACACACUGCUUCCAGUGAUGCAGGAAGCCUUCAUGCCGGGCAUUAGAAAACACUUGAAAUUUUUAAAAGAGAAAGGAAUUACGAUGAAGUAGAUGCUAGUGCAAAAACAGUAGAAUGUACCCAACGCUAUUUGAAGCAGGAAACCCUGCACCCCCUCCUCCCCCACCCAUAACACUCUCCCAAAGAUCUUACAGUGCCCCUCUCCAAAGUACCUACCAAAAAGGCAAUAAAAAAAAAAAAAGGCCAGCAGACAAGAGAGACACACCUUUGUGGGCAAAUACCUGGUUGAAAAGUUAUGGGUGGGGAGGUAAUGGCAUUAUAGCAACAUAUUCCUUCAAAAGAAUGCAGUGUUGAGGAAGGCACUACAACCCCAAGGGAUUUUGUGUCUGCAGGCAGAUGGGACAGCAAAGCCACGUGCAUGGCAAAUUUUUUAUCCUUAUUGUAUUUUUUUGUUUUGUUUUAAAUUCAUUUGAAUGUGGACAAUGUGGCUGACACGAUAAUUGGAAGUAGAUGACUUGUUCUCGUUUGGCACGGUGGCCUCUGUUUAUGUAAAAGGCUUUACUCAGGGGGAUGUAGCCGCUUUGUCCCGGGCUAGUGAUAGCAUGGCUUGUGUUGGAAAAGGGCAUUGCAGCACAUACAGAUCGUUUUUAGUUGAUACAAACUUUUAAUGAAGAAGUUACCAGAGCAGCACAGAUGCCGUUUCCACAGGGAGGUUCUAUGGCAAGGCGGACAGUCUGUGGAGGGGUGUGUAGCUACUAGAUGACCAAUUGACUAAAAUUCAUUAAAUAUAUUUGGAAGUAGAGGGUUUUGAAUUAGAGGGGAAAUGGGAGAAGAAAAAAAACUGGAGCCAGUCAUUGUUUAAAGCCGCCCUUCUCUUUUUUAAUUGCAAAAUGGGCAUGUUAAGGGCAGCGCUUCAAGACGAGACCUUCUGAUAUUUUGAACAGAGACUGUUCUUCUGAGGCAUUCUGUGGGGCCAAAAAUGGCACAUACUUUUAUGUAUUCAUUGCCAAAUUGUGCCAUGCAAAUGUGACAAAACCACGCGUGUCAGGACAAUGCCACCUAGAUACAGAAGGCCUGCUUAAUGCCUCCUCUCCCUCCUUCGCUACGUGGACACAUAUACUACAUAGUCAGAAUUCGUCUGCUACAGCGAUUCGCUGUUCUGCAAAUUCAAGAACUCUCAAGUGAUUGCAGCCAAAUUCGCAAAUUUAAACCUAUCGACUAAAAUGAAACCCGCUUUCCAGAAAAUAAGUACUAUUGAGAAAAAUAUAGGACCGGUUUGCGCUUUAUUUUGUUUUCCCAUUUAGUACGCGGGGAUGUUCAUUACUCGCAGACGACAGUGGCUGCCCAUGCGGCUGACUGUGGCUCGUCUCCAUGGCUACGACCGCCGAAAGCACAUUCGCGAUUGGCUACGGCCGUUCAAAACACAAUCCUCAUUGGCUGACUCUUAAUUGUUACGUCACGGCGACGAGUAAGCAGGCUUUCUCUAUCUAGGUGGUGUUGGUCAGGAGCACAGGAAAAGAGAUUACCUUCACCUCCGGCAGCUUAUCUAGGUCGCAAAAUGGUUUAUCUAGCCAGCAUAUCGGCUUCUACUCCAAUCAGCUCCGUGGCUCCAAAGUAUGUGGCCCUGUGCUGUGGAAUGGGCGCUAUCGCACACUCAACACACAAUUGUUCCUGUCUCGGCUCACUUGCACAGCAAAAUUUGGCGAUAGAUACCGCGACGUACCUGCUCAUUGUAGGAUUUCUAAAAAAAAAUAAGGUGGCUUCAGACUACAACUGGCUUCAAUUCUGACAUCUCACAUAUCCCCUCAAAACCUCUAAUUAAAAAGUGGAUUAAUGAAUUUUUGGUAAUCACUGAUCUAGCAGUUGCACACUCUCUUCGACAGAAAUGUCUGCCUGGCCGUACACCCACCUGCAGAAACGGUGACUACUUUGUUUUCGUAGCUUUUUUAUAAAGAAAGCUGUAUUGAAUAAGAAUCAACACCCUUUAUAUCAUUCUCCCGUGGACCGCAUGGCCCAAACCGACCGCGUAGCUCUCACUAUAGCAUCAUCCAUGCACGAGUGGCAGUUCAACAGUUUGUACUGCCAGGAGGAAGGAUAUCCUACGCAAUGAAAAUUUGAUGUAGGGAGAAACAGUGCCAUAGUGUUUUACAGCAGUGUGUAUGUACUAUCCCUUCUAAAUCCUAUGUAAGUCCUAUGUUCCUCUCGGCCUUCCCCCUCCUUUCCUUACCUCCCCUUUGAACCCUGUAGACAUGCACAUCAAGUGCAACUAGUCACGAGGGCAAGAAACUGUUCAGAUGCUCACUUCAAACCUUGUGGACAUCUGCUGUGGUGUGGCUGAUCCUCAGGGUCAGUUUGGCGGACACUUGAGUCCCUUGUGUGUGUGUGUGUGUGUGUAUGUGAUGCCAUGUGCUAUGUUUGCCUGUUCAUCUCAAGAAUGACCUCGGGGGUGCCUUUCAACAACUGACUGACUCCGUGUGUGGAACUGUGUUUGCCGUGACAGACUGAGACCAUUUUACAUCACUGUUUACCUGUUUCGGCGAAAACUCUGUGCCGACAGAUAUUUCCUCAACUCAAAGUGGAUCCUUUUUAAUGUGACAAGCUGGAAGCAUUGUCAGGAUCCAAGAACAGCAAGUUGGCUCCAGCCAUUUCAAGUAUUCAACCUCUUGUACAGUUCAAAACCUGCACAGCACACAUAUUGAACAUAUUAUUUAGAUUCCUUCUGUCAUGUUGGAGCACACUAGAUAAUAAUAUAAGCGUAAGUUACAGGUGGUCCAGAUCAUAGAUGGUAAUCAGCAGGGUUGAACUGGUUGUUUCAAAUCGUAUGGGGUGACUGCAGCGAGCACCUGAGCAAUAAUGUUUUACAAUUUUUACUGUCAGUAUCUUAUGUGUUGCUGUGGUAACAGCACUUGAAUAGCUUCAAGGUCCAACACAAGCCUCUUGGACAAGUUAAAUUUGUAUGUUGUACCCUGGAACCCCUAUAGCAUUCCUUUUUCAUUUUUGCUGCAAAUGCUAACAACAAACUGGUUAAAGAAUAUGUAAUAUGAGUCAGUACGAUAAAAUUUUACCUCUUUCGAUUAAGUUAGCUGCAGAGAUUGCAUUAGAGGAUUGUCAGUUUCCAUCUAUUAUGUACAUUUAUCCUGCUUUCCAUGAUGCUGGCUGCUUUUCAAGCAAUGCAAUCCACAGGAUGGAUUGUGCCGGCAUUGAUUCGUUGUAUUUUAAAUGUGGCAGUGGCGAGCAGGGCAGUGCUGUUUAUUUUAAGUGCUUUGUUUUACUAGCUCCGGCAAUUUUUACGCACUAAUGUUACGGGAAAGAUGAAUGUGUCCUCCAGGGGGGCGGCAAGGAAAACUGCUGACUCUGGAGCCUGCCCACUUUCCAGCAAGAUUUGUGAGUGCUAUGGUUUUUGCCAGUAGACUAGUUCUUUAAAAAAAUUAUUCAGGGUCUGUCUGCCUGUUUGUGCCUUAAAUUCUGGUUUCCAGAACUUCAAAACUCAAUUUUUUAAACCUCUGGCUCCAUUUAAAAUGCAUUAUGAUUUUUCUAAAUUUUUGCAGUGGGCUCUCCGUCCUGCUUCAAAAACAAACUGUAGUUCACUUCGACCAGAAAUGUGGCUUUAUUUAAUGUAUGGAUAGACCUCGGGAUGCUAGAUGGCUGUCGUACAACAAGUCCGUUGUAAGCCUGGGCCCUCAAGCAGAGCCUCCUUGCUUCCUUGCCCCCCCUCUGGCACUAGCCCUGCUGCCCGCUAAGAUAAAAUACUGUCCGCAGUGUACAUGUGCUAAAGGGGUUCUAUUCUACAGCCUACUUUUAAAGUUUAUUCAUUCUGUCACACAUCCAGCACUUCAGAAAGUUCAAAUAUGCAUGUAGGCACCCUGCUGCUCACAAUGUGGGAAACAUAACGAAGUGUGCAUGGCUGGUACUCGCGUCACUUCACUGAAGUACAAGCGUAUUAACGUGCCUCUGUAGACUCAAAGUGAGUAAUUCUUCAUCCUUUGUUUCUGCCGAUUGAUAUUAGGUUUGACAAACUGUCACGAUGGAGCUCUUGGUUCAGGAGUUCUUUUUGUCGUCCUAGGAACUUUUUUUAGUAUUUAUUGUACAUAGCAGAAUAGUGUUCACAGAAUGAACUUAUUAAAAAGAGUCAAAAGAGCAAA
Ornithodoros turicata is the source of this 6134-nucleotide messenger RNA. It is a transcript of the gene hpo, whose product is annotated as serine/threonine-protein kinase 3-like. The coding region runs from base 187 to 1857 and encodes 556 amino acids. Gene Ontology annotation, molecular function: protein serine/threonine kinase activity; ATP binding. The transcript has 12 exons. Gene Ontology annotation, biological process: regulation of MAPK cascade; protein tetramerization; intracellular signal transduction. The record is from RefSeq and is a predicted model, not a curated record. Gene Ontology annotation, cellular component: cytoplasm. NCBI's taxonomy places the organism in Eukaryota, Metazoa, Arthropoda, Arachnida, Ixodida, Argasidae.